CCUUGGCUCAAGCGUAGUCAUUGGCUGCUUAUUAGAAUAAAUUGAGAACAAUGCAUACCACUGGCUGCCAAUUGUAAACAUAAGGGAUAUGUAGUCACUUAGCAUUGACUUUUGGGAGGGGCCAAGAAAAGUCUGUAGUUUUAUUGAAUAGGGCUGUGUGUUAGGCUGCUGGUGUACCUUUCUUGCUGUGCUCCUGCCUAAACAGCCAGUUAUUCGUUUCCUUCCUACUAGUUGAAAACUUUUCAGCUGCAGAGUGAUCACCCACAGUGCUACAGAGACAUCAUUCCUAAUUCAGUCCUGAGCGCUCAGCAGCUGGCGUGUGAUUGACAGGCCCAGAAGCGUGCAUCUGAUUGCUCUCAUAUUCAGAUCUGUUUGGAGUUCCAAAAGUUUGAAUACGCACCAUGGAUGACUUUGAACGCCGCAGAGAACUCAGGAGGCAAAAGCGCGAGGAAAUGCGCCUUGAAGCGGAAAGACUAGCCUAUCAAAGAAAUGAUGAUGACGAGGAAGAAGCUGCCAGAGAACGCCGUCGACGGGCUCGACAGGAGAGACUUCGGCAAAAGGAAGAUGAUGAGCUACCAGGACAAAUGACCGAGAAACCAGAAGUUAAUGCCCAGAACAAUGUGGCAGAAGAGGAGACCAAACAUACUACAACAACAGUAACAGACACUCAGGGAGAAGGGGAUGACAAUGCUGCAUUCUUGGAGAGAUUGGCAAGAAGGGAGGAAAGACGCCAAAAGCGUCUUCAGGAAGCCCUGGACCGUCAAAAGGAGUUUGACCCAACAGUCACAGAGGAGGGUGUGUCACUACCAAGUGGGGGAGAGAUAAACAAUGUGGCGGAAAAUGAGACCAUGGGGAAAGAGGAAAAGAUCGAAACUCGCCGAGGCCGUUACGAGAUUGAUGAAACUGAAACUGUCACUAAAUCGUACCAGAGGAACAACUGGAGACAAGAUGAAGAUGGAGAAGAAAAGAAAGAAGAAAAAGAUGAGGAGGCGCAGGAGGAAAAGCCAGAACAGAGAACCAUAGAGGAAAAUCAGGUAGAAGUAACAACAGAAAAGAAAACAAUAGACAAAGAAGAGGGAAUGGUGGUAUUAGAAGUAAAAACCCUACAUGUCAAUGCAGAGGAACACAAAGCAGAGAAUGAUACGAGUGUCCUACUUGUAGGGGAGCCAAUGGCAGAGGUGGAGGCCAUAAAUCUAACUGUAACUCUAGAUCAGGAGAAGCUUAGGGAUGAAGAAGAGGAAAAGGCUGAGGAAGAAAAGAAGAGAACAGAGGAAAGGGAAAAGCUUGAGGCAGAAGAGAGGGAGAGGGUUAAGGCAGAGGAACAAAAAAAGGCUGAAGAAGAAAGAGAGAGAAUUUCAGCAGAAGAGAAGAGAGCAGCCCAGGAAAAAGAAAGGAUUGAGGCAGAAGAGAGGGAGAAGAUUCAGGCAGAGGAGCAAAGGGCAGCUGAAGAAAGGGAGAGGACAAAGGCAGAGGAGGAGAAGAGAGCAGCUGAAGAAAGAGAGAGGGCUAAGGCAGAGGAGGAGAAGAGAGCAGCUGCAGAAAGGGAGAGGGCUAAGGCAGAGGAAGAGAAGAAAAAAGCAGAAGAAAGGGAGAGGGCUAAGGCAGAGGAGGAGAAGAAAAAAGCAGAAGAAAGGCAGAGGGCUAAGGUAGAGGAGGAGAAGAAGAAAGCAGAAGAAAGGGAAAGGGCUAAGGCAGAGGAGAAGAAGAGAGCAGCUGAAGAAAAGGCUAAGCUAGAAGAGGAGAAAUUAAAGGCAAAACGAAAGGUAGAAGAGAAAAGAAUUGAAGACAAAAAAGUAGAAGAAAAACAGGUAAAAGAGAAGAAGGUACAACAGGAAAAACCUCAAGCAAUCUCCCUAAGAAAACAGGGGGAAGAGAAAGAGGUUAAAGUGGAAGCUAAAAAGGAAAAGUUACCAGAUGAGAAACUUCGACCUACCUUCACAAAACCGCAGAUCAAAGAUGACAAGGCUAAUAAGGACAAAGCACCUAAGGAGGAGGUGAAGUCUGUCUGGGAUCGUAAGAAGGGAUUUCCUGAACCAAAGCCACAGAACGGAGAGCGUUUCCAGGAACUUACUACUCACAAACUUAAACAUACUGAGAAUACUUUUAGCCGCUCCAGCAUGAAAGCAGCUGCAAAUGCUGAGGAUGGUAAACCAGUGUCCCAAGCUGAAGCCGGCAAACGACUAGAGGAGCUGCGCCGUCGCCGGGGUGAAAAUGAGAAUGAGGAGUUUGAAAAGCUAAAGGAGAAACAACAGGAAGCAGCUGUGGAGCUGGAAGAACUGAAGAAGCGGCGCGAGGAGCGUCGGAAGAUCCUUGAGGAAGAGGAACAGAGGAGGAAGCAGGAGGAGGCUGAGAGAAAAGCUAGGGAAGAGGAGGAGAAGAGGAGGCUGAAAGAAGAGAUUGAAAGGAGAAGAGCUGAAGCUGCUGAAAAACGUCAGAAGAUGCCAGAAGAUGGCUUGUCAGAUGACAAGAAGCCAUUUAAGUGUUUCACUCCCAAAGGUUCAUCUCUUAAGAUAGAAGAACGGGCAGAGUUUUUGAACAAAUCCGCUCAGAAGAGUGGUGCUAAACCCACUCACCCUGCAGCAGUUGUCUCCAAGAUUGACAGCAGACUUGAGCAAUACACCAGUGCAAUUGAGGGCACAAAAACUCCCAAACCUGCUAAACCAGCACCCUCUGACCUUCCAGUGCCAGCGGAGGGUGUCCGUAAUAUCAAAAGCAUGUGGGAGAAAGGGAAUGUUUUCUCAUCACCCUCUGGGCCAGGGACACCAAAUAAGGAAACCGCUGGACUGAAGGUUGGCGUGUCCAGUCGUAUCAAUGAAUGGUUAACUAAGACCCCAGACACCAACAAAUCACCUGCUUCGAAACCUUCUGAUUUAAGACCAGGAGAUGUAUCCAACAAACGUAAUCUCUGGGAGAAGCAGUCAAAUGAAAAGGCAACCUCUCCUUCUAAGGUAACAGCUCUGGGGAAAAAGUCAGAGACUAAUGCAGGUGUGAGACAAUUUGAGAAAGAACCAUAGGAGGCUACUAAAGAUGCUGGACCAAUUCAUUUUGAAAAAGUGCUAAAUUGUCCUUUUUAUAUUUAUGUUUAUUUACCAAAAUGUCUUUUUUUUGCAUUAUCCCAUUUAAAACCAUGUAUAUUAGCACUGUAUUUAAUAAUCCAUCUAGACAUACAUCAUAAUAGUACUGCCUUUGCACAAGAGCCUUUAUUCCUAAAGAAACCCAUGCUGUGAACUACUCUCCUACUGAUAGUCAUGACUAUGUGUCUGAAACAUGAUUUCAACUAGCGUAAGAGGUCAACCCCCAAAUGCGUGCAAAGUUGAAUUACUUAAGAAAAGUGUGCAGUAAACCUAUUAAAAACAGUGGUUACUUUUGGAAUACAGAAGUCUUUUUCUGCACUUUAGACUAAGGCAUGGAAGAAAAUCUUUAGUUGACAAUGUAAUAUUUUCUGUAAGUUGCCCAUGUCAAAUACUGCAUCCAUAACGUGUUUAAAUUUUUGUUUUAUACUUUAUCAAUUUUUUUCAUUCUAGUUUAAGUUAAUACCUAAAUUUGGAUGAUUGUUAGCUGACAGCGGUACUGAUAUUUUAUUUUUGUUAGUGAUUAGUAAUUGACUGCAAUAUAUACACAUAGCUUGACAAAGUUUAGCUUUAAGGCACUACUAAUGGUAGAAUGCUUUAAUACAUGCUAGAGUAUUAUAUUUAGUAAUGAAUGCACAUAAUUAGCCGAUAUCACAGCUUUUACAAAAGUCACAAUCCUUUCUAGAGUAAGAUUUCAUAAUUUUGCCAUUAGAGGUAUGGCAAGAUGAGUAUUAAUUUUUUUAAGAUGCCCAGUAAUGGGUAAUUGAGAAGAAAACUAUAGUUUUAAAGAGAGGAAAAUAAGGGUAUAGAGGAUCAAAAAGUAGGUAACUUGUAUAAAACAUCGUAGUUUAAUUUAUGUAAAACUACCAUAAUUAAAAAAAUGAACACAGUUGGCGCUUAAAUUACUGUACACUAAAUCUUGCCAUUCAUCAGUGCCGUAUAUUAAGUCCACCUACCUAGUCAAAGUGAAGUAAGCCUCUACUUACGGUGUUUUUAGCUGUCUCCCAAAGUUCUUAUUCCCAGAUGUUUUGUUUGAUUUGUAUAUAGUAAUCACAGCUAUAAGUCAGCUUGGUUUGAAUUUACAUGCCAUACGGUUUAGCAUUUACAGCCUCCAGUAUAUGGGUGGAAUAAACUAGUUAACUGAAGUAGCCCUAAAAUGCUUAACAGCUUUAUGCAUUGGAACUACAGAGAACUUCUUCGUCACUACUUUUUUUGUAGCAUGUUUGUUGUAGCAGCUGACUUUUUUAUUAAAGGAGGGGGAGAAUAUAGUAUUUCAGUCCAAAGAUGAGCUCCCCUGCUUAGCUGAAACAUCUUGUUUACAUAUUGAGAUGCACUUGGCUAUCUGUAGGGGGUGAAACUGUGCAAACAAUGCCUGGCAUUGUUUCUGAAUUGUCAUGUUUUUUGUCUUGGGUUUUUGUAAACACUUUUCUCUGAAUCUUUCAAAUACAUUUGAUAGCUGCAAUAAACAUGACUUGUUCAAACAAUAUACUCUGAAACUGCACCAAUAAUAAAUGGAAUAUUUCCAUCAA
This is a messenger RNA of Pelodiscus sinensis (Chinese soft-shelled turtle), 4600 nucleotides long. It is a transcript of the gene CALD1, whose product is annotated as caldesmon 1. Gene Ontology annotation, biological process: angiogenesis; muscle contraction; actin filament bundle assembly. Gene Ontology annotation, cellular component: actin cytoskeleton. Gene Ontology annotation, molecular function: actin binding; myosin binding; calmodulin binding. NCBI's taxonomy places the organism in Eukaryota, Metazoa, Chordata, Testudines, Trionychidae. The record is from RefSeq and is a predicted model, not a curated record.